UACAAUAACUGAUUUUGCUUUAGCAUUGCAGAACCAGAGAUUGAUUAUUAAACUCAUCUGAGUUAUACACAAUGCCAGCCAAGUACCGACUGACAUACUUCAAUUCUCGCGGAAGAGGAGAAGUUAUACGUCUGAUCUUCAAAGUCGCUGAUGAGGAAUUCGAAGACAGGCGCAUGACAGCUGAGGACUGGAGCAGCAUCAAGUCAGAGACACCCUUUGGUCAGGUCCCCAUGCUGGAAGUUGAUGGGAAAGUGCUGGCACAAAGCAACACAAUAUGCAGAUACUUGGCUCGAGAAUUUGGACUUGCCGGCAAAGAUGUCUUCGAGCAGGCUAGAGUGGACAUGUUUGUGGAUUUGGUGGAGGACUUACUUAGGCCUAUGGUGCAGAUUCUAUACGAGAAGGAUGAAAUCAGAAAAGAGGAGAUCAAAGAGAAAUACGCUAAGGAGACGGCGCCCACAAUCCUGUCACAGUUUGAAAAGCACUUGGCCAAAAAUCCCUCGGGCUUUCUGGUGGGAGAUUCGCUCACGUGGGCUGAUCUGCACUUCAUGAACUGGUUGGAGAAGAAUUGGGUGGGAGGAAAACUUCCAGUUGAGACUUGGAACCGCUUCCCGAAGAUCAAAGAACACAACAAGAUGGUGGCCUCUCUACCUCGUGUUAAGGAAUGGCUGGAGACUCGACCGAAAACCGAACUGUAACUUUUUAGACAGGCUUUGUAAAGCUGCCAUAGACAUAAUGGACAUUUAAUUUCUUAGAACGCUUAGAAAAAAGUAAUUGACGUAUUGCGUGACUGAAACUUUCUCGGGUAUUUUCCUAUGUACAUUAUGUGACGUAGCAUUUGGUUAUACCACAGCCCUGGUCCCGCCGGGACUUACCACCAGGUUAUGCGACUUGCUCAACUGAUCACUGAACUUGGUGACUACACAGAUAUUGUUAGGUAAUAUUGGUAAUAUUGUUAACUACAGGGAUUCAAUGUAAUCUUAUACAAGACAUUUCAUCUAUUCGGGAAGAUAUAUCUACAUACUGAAUUCAUAUUUAUGACAGUACAAACAUUAAAAUAUCCGAUGUUAGCUGUGUUCCCAUAAGAACUUUGGAUCUUGCACGCUUACCCUCAUCAAAGAGGAUGGGUGCAAUCAGUCUUACAUACCACGCAGUUUGCAGAGUCUUACACCUCACGCUUCCCACAGUGUUCGGAUGAACUUGUAGCGUGUCCUCCGAAGUUGUCCGUCUUAUUGUGGUAAUGUGUAUUCAGUGUGAGCGUAAUGUCCAAACCUCUUCAUUUACAAGGCAGUCUCCA
Molecule: messenger RNA, 1294 nt
Organism: Liolophura sinensis
Lineage: Eukaryota; Metazoa; Mollusca; Polyplacophora; Chitonida; Chitonidae
Product: glutathione S-transferase 1-like
Exons: 5
Coding region: 72-695 (207 amino acids)
Biological process (GO): glutathione metabolic process
Molecular function (GO): glutathione transferase activity
Source: RefSeq, a predicted model, not a curated record